AUGAAUAUGAGCGGCCUCUCCAGCAAUUGGAAGAAGCUACAGGCGACACUGAAGAAGGAUAGCCAAUCUACCACUACAGGCACAAAACGCAAAGCCUCAGACCGUGAUUCGGGGUCUGGUCCUGUCAAGAAGCACAAGUUUACCGACAAAAAACAGACAGACCGGGCGCCGAGUGCCUAUAGACUACAGAGGAUGGGCGACGCAUCUAAAAGCGCAGAUGGUGGGGACUCAGUUCCUUCUCUACGCAGAAAAUCUAGUGCUGGUUUCUCCGCGCAGCCUGCGGCUGAUGCUCGGAGUACCAAGGUGAAUGAGGGCCGUUCAAAAACGGCCGAGCUCGGAAAAUUCAUCGCCAUGGAUUGCGAGAUGGUUGGCGUAGGCCCCAACCCCGACCACGACUCCGUCCUUGCGCGCGUCAGUAUCGUCAAUUUCAAUGGCGAGCAAAUUUAUGAUUCAUAUGUACGACCUAAAGAGAUGGUUACCGAUUGGCGAACUCAUGUCAGUGGCAUUGCCCCGAAACACAUGGUGGAGGCACGGAAUCUAGAAGCAGUACAGAAGGAAGUUGCCGAGAUCAUGGAUGGUCGGAUCCUAGUCGGCCAUGCCGUGAGCAACGACCUAGACGCUUUGCUGCUUGGUCACCCCAAGCGCGAUAUUCGAGACACUAGCAAGCACCUCGAGUACCGGAAGAUUGCUGGUGGUGGUUCCCCGCGACUGAAGGUACUGGCGGAGCAUUAUCUUGGACUGAAAAUUCAGGAAGGUGCGCACUCUUCGGUAGAAGAUGCCCGGGCGACUAUGGCAUUGUACCGACGAGAGAAGGAGUCCUUUGAACGGGAACAUCUGAAGAAGUGGCCCGUUAGGACUCCUGUGGAAGGGAAGGAUAAGGGAGACAAGAAGAAGAAAAAGAAGAAGACCACUCGCAAGCGGUAA
This is a messenger RNA of Penicillium pulvis, 924 nucleotides long. It is a transcript of the gene rex4, whose product is annotated as putative 3'-5' exonuclease. Gene Ontology annotation, biological process: rRNA processing; ribosomal large subunit assembly. The coding region runs from base 1 to 924 and encodes 307 amino acids. Gene Ontology annotation, cellular component: nucleus. Gene Ontology annotation, molecular function: nucleic acid binding; 3'-5' exonuclease activity. NCBI's taxonomy places the organism in Eukaryota, Fungi, Ascomycota, Eurotiomycetes, Eurotiales, Aspergillaceae. The record is from RefSeq and is a predicted model, not a curated record. The transcript is spliced from 2 exons.